AAGGGUUUUGGUUUUAAUUUGUCACAACUACUCCUUGCCAAUGCCAGUCUACUCCCUCCUCGUUUCCCUCCUCUCUCUCUCUCUCUCUCUCUCUCUCUCUCUCUCUCUCUCUCUCUCUCUCUCUCUUUUCCUCCACUUUCUCUCCUUCCAAACAGACAGCGCCACAAAUAUCUAAUCAACAAACCCUGCUUCCAAAUACUACACCCGCAACUGAGUUUCUUUUGCUUUCUUUUGUGUUUUGUUAUUGGUUUUUCUGUUCGGGGUGAGAACUUGUGGAGGAAAUGAAGGUUGCCGAUGGUGUUUGGCGACCGUUAUUCAGCACACUUGUUCUCGUGUUUUGCUUGAGUUUUUUCCCCGGUGGAAGCUCCGAUCUCGUUUCAGAUAAGUUGACAUUGGUGAACCUCCAAAGGGAUCUAGGUGGCCGCGCGUUGCGCUGGAAUCUCUCGCUCGACUCGCCGUGCUCUUGGCUUGGCGUCACCUGCCGCUCCGGCGGAGUUACAGAACUUCGACUUCCCGGAGCUGGAAUCUCCGGAGAACUGCCUUUGGGAAUAGGUAACCUGACGAAAUUGGAGAAGCUCUCCCUUCGUUUCAACGCGCUCUCUGGUUCAGUCCCAUCUGACAUCGCAAAGCUCGCUCUGAGCGAGCUUCACUUGGAAGGUAACUUCUUUUCUGGUCCACUGCCCGAAUUCUUGUUCGAUAUGAAAAGCUUGGUCAGAAUUAACCUCGGUGAAAACCAUUUUUCCGGUGAGAUAUCGCCGAGGUUUAGUAAUUUGACCAAGUUGGUCGUUCUCUAUUUGGAGAACAAUAGAUUUACCGGGUCCAUCCCAGAGCUUGAUUUGCCGACGCUUGAACAAUUCAAUGUUUCGUUUAACCAGUUGAAUGGGUCGAUUCCUGAGAAGCUUUCCGGCUUGCCUGCCAACUCUUUCGAGGGGAAUUCGCUCUGUGGAAAGCCUUUAAAGCCCUGCAAUGGCGCUGAGAUUGUAGAUAAGAAGAAGAAGAAGUUGUCGGGUGGAGCCGUUGCUGGAAUCGUCAUCGGGUGUGUUGUUUUGCUAUUAUUCAUUCUUGCCAUUUUGUUAUUUUUCUUUCGUAUAAAGUCUCGUGGCGAGAAGGGUUCAAAGGAAAUGACCGCAAAGUCUACUGAGCAUGGAAUUCAUAAUGCAAAGUCAAGGAUUGAUAAUGAUAACUCGUCUGCUGAUUACUCUUCGUCGUCAGCAGCUGCGGCAAAAGCAAAUGCUAAAAAGAGUGGUGGGAAUAGGAGUUUGGUGUUUUUCGGCAAUGCUGUGAGGGUGUUUGAUUUGGAGGAUUUGUUGAGAGCAUCGGCUGAGGUACUAGGGAAAGGUACAUUUGGGACAGCUUAUAAGGCUUCUUUGGAAAUGGGGGUUGCUGUUGCUGUGAAGAGGUUGAAAGAAGCAACUGUGCCCGAGAAGGAGUUUAGGGAAAAAAUGGAAGAGGUUGGACGAUUGAAUCACGAGAAUCUGGUUCUACUCAGGGCUUAUUACUUUAGCAGAGAUGAAAAGCUUCUUGUUUAUGAUUACAUGCCUAUGGGAAGCUUAUCUGCACUUUUGCACGGAAACAGUGGGGCUGGGAGGACUCCACUUAAUUGGGAAACAAGGUCUGGUAUUGCUCUUGGAGCUGCUUACGGCAUUGAAUACCUGCACUCGCAGGGUCCUUUUUCAUCACAUGGCAACAUUAAGUCUUCAAAUAUCCUUCUUACAAGAUCAUAUGAAGCUCGUGUCUCAGACUUCGGGCUUGCUCAUCUUGCUAGUUCUAACUCUACUCCCCACCGCAUUGAUGGUUACCGUGCCCCAGAAGUCACAGAUCCUCACAAAGUUACUUUGAAAGCAGAUGUGUACAGCUUUGGUGUACUGCUUUUGGAGUUGCUUACUGGGAAGCCUCCCACGCAUUCGCAGUUGAAUGAGGAAGGAGUUGACCUUCCGAAAUGGGUCCAGUCUGUGGUUCGAGAGGAGUGGACUGCGGAGGUUUUUGACCUUGAGCUUCUUAGGUACCAGAACGUUGAGGAGGAAAUGGUUGAGCUUUUACAACUUGCUCUUGAAUGCACCAUGCAGUACCCUGACAAGCGUCCCUCAAUGGCUGAGGUGACAAAGCGAAUCGAGGAACUCUGUCGAUCUAGCUCACACCGAGAAGACAAUGUAAUGAACGAAUCAUAUUUUGGCACAGAAGAGGGAAUUUAGCAUCAGUAUCCUCAACAAAUACAGUUGUACCACCUUGAGUGAAAGAUUGAAGAAAUAGCAGCAACAGCAAUGAAAGAGCAAUCUUUCAUUGCUGCCUAUUCUUGCUUCAUCAUAAAGAGGCUAUGCUGUGCAGGAAUUCUCCCUCAUUUUUCUUCUCUUGGUUGUUUUUCCCCUUUGAUUUCGUAGUAGCAAAUUUAUUUUCGCUAGUUAUUCUGAAUGUGAAAGGGGGCAACAAUAUUACUUUGGUUUUAUUGUGUGCAUUAUGAAUUUAGUAUAAUAGUUCCAAAGCAUAAACAACCAUGCAUAAUUUGCUCAUAAUAAUACCACUUAGGAUAUUGGUUGCUCGA
This is a messenger RNA of Cannabis sativa, 2539 nucleotides long. Its product is annotated as probable inactive receptor kinase At1g48480. Bases 282 to 2192 code for a protein of 636 amino acids. The transcript has 2 exons. The record is from RefSeq and is a predicted model, not a curated record. Gene Ontology annotation, molecular function: protein binding; protein kinase activity; ATP binding. Gene Ontology annotation, biological process: protein phosphorylation. NCBI's taxonomy places the organism in Eukaryota, Viridiplantae, Streptophyta, Magnoliopsida, Rosales, Cannabaceae.